Molecule: messenger RNA, 1275 nt
Organism: Rhodamnia argentea
Lineage: Eukaryota; Viridiplantae; Streptophyta; Magnoliopsida; Myrtales; Myrtaceae
Product: RNA polymerase II C-terminal domain phosphatase-like 4
Exons: 1
Coding region: 1-1275 (424 amino acids)
Cellular component (GO): nucleus
Molecular function (GO): RNA polymerase II CTD heptapeptide repeat phosphatase activity
Source: RefSeq, a predicted model, not a curated record
AUGAAGACGGGUCAUUCCGGCGACCGCCCUCGCUCGUCAUGCGUCGCUCACUCCGUUUCGACGUAUCUCAAGCAGAAGUUGCAAUCGAUCAACUCCCACUGUCGCAAGCUCGACAAGGAGCCCGCACCGUCGGGCCCGGGGCAGGGCUCGAAGCCCGGGUCGUCCGCGGCCACGGAGGUCGCCGCGCCGUGCGGUCACGCCACCGUCCUCGAGGGGCCGUGCCCCGAUUGCGGCAAGGUCCUCGGAAAUCGCCUCCGCGGCCGGGAUUUCGGGUACUUGGUGGAAGGGCUGCGGCUCUCGGAGGCCGAGGUCGCGGGGUAUCGCGAGUCGAGGAAUCUCGCGGAUACCAAGAAGCUCUGCUUGGUUCUUGAUUUGGACAACACGCUGGUGGAUUCGAUCCUAGUGUCGCAUUUCGCACCGGAAGAUCAAUGCUCGUUGGAUGCGGGAUACACUGCAUCGAACGGUACGCUUUUUGUGCUACAAGAGCUGCCCCUGGUGACCAAAUUGCGGCCGUUCGUGCGCGAGUUCCUGCGGCAAGCCGGCGACAUGUUCGAGAUGUACGUGUACACGAUGGGCAACCGGGAGUACGCGUCCACGGUGGUCCAUCUGCUCGAUCCGGAGGGAGCCUACUUCGGGUCGAGAGUCAUCUCGCGCGAAUUUAGCACCUCUUCCACUUACAAGAGCCUCGACCUCGUGCUGGCGCCGGAGAGUGCGGUCCUCAUCCUGGACGAUACCGAGGAAGUCUGGCCGGAUCAUAGGAAGAACUUGAUACCGGUUUCGAGUUACAGGUACUUCGAUUCCGAGAUUAGUCCCGACGACGGCGUGGAUUGGCGGAUGUACGCCCAGAAGAAGAUCGACGAGGACGAGGACGGGGGCGUGCUGUCGUCUAUACUUAGCGUGCUGAAAGACGUGCACAGGGAAUUUUUCGACCCCGAGCACGGGGCCAAGGGUUGGGACAAAAGGGACGUGAGGAAGGUGCUAGCCGGGGCGCGGUCUAGGGUCCUCAAGGGUUGUGUCCUAUCGUUUAGCAAGAUUGUCGGGUCGGGAUCGGAGUCGGAUCGGCUCCGGGCCGCGGCGGAGGAGCUGGGAGCCAAGUGCAAGGCGGGCCUCGGGUCGUCGGUGACGCACGUGGUGGCUCUGGGCGUGGAAGAAGAGAGCUCAAGGUGGGCUAAGCGAGAAGGGAAGAAGUUGGUAUCGCCGGAUUGGCUAUGGGCAGCUUAUUAUCACUGGCAGAGAAAACCGGAAGAUGAAUUCUCAUUGUCAUCGGAAAGUUAG